AAGGACAGAAUGGUCCCAGGGUUCCUUCUUCCUUCCAGUUAAGACCUCAUAAUGGGGAUGGGCCAGGGAUGGUGUGGGGGCCCCAAGCUCCCAGCUCCCUAAGGCCCCUGCCUCUAUGCCCUUUGAGCUCAGGUAUCCCCUGCCCCCCUCACUCUCUGCUCUUUCUCAUCUUCUCCUCUUCCUGUGUGUAAAUAUUAAAGAGCUGAGCCUGCAGGGCUGAUGUAGACAUGGGGAGAGAAUGAAAUUAAAAAGGAUUCCCUCGCCCCCAUCCCGACACCCCCACCCCGCAGUACCCUGCUCCUGCCUCCUCCCCUCUCUCUUCUCCCCUCCUCUCACUCAGUGCUUCCACAUGUCUCUCCUCCCCCCAGUCCAGAUGGGAGCUGGCUUCUUCAGAAAGGGGGCUCAGAACAGGGUGUGGGGAGCCACCUCUCUCUGCCUCCCCCCACCACAUCUGCCUACAGGGCUGGGAGCCCCCACGCUCAGGUCGGGCAGCAUUCUGGAGGCCAGGGGCAGCAUCAGCCCAAGUCUCAUCAAACACGUGCAAAUAUGAGAAGGUGCUAGGAUGCUAAAGUCAAGAGAAACCAACAUGUGGAGACGGAUGUGCCAGUUGCCUUGGACAGAUCAGCUUAUUUUCUCAUUGCCACAUCCUUAGGAGGAGCCAGUGGUCCUGAGCCUUCUGAAGUUAGGAUUCUGCCUGGUGGUGUGGAUCCUGAAACCAAGGAUGGGACACCCCGGAUGGAGAUUUCUGGGGCCUGGCCCCCAACACUGUGAAGAGCUCUUGCUGAGGCCAUGAGGGGUUAUCAUGGCGACCGAGGCAGCCAUCCCCGCCCAGCCCGCUUUGCUGACCAGCAGCAUAUGGACGUGGGCCCCGCUGCCAGGGCCCCAUACCUGCUGGGCUCCGGGGAGGCCUUCUCCAGUGAGCCCCGCUUCUGUGCCCCAAGAGCUGGCCUGGGACACCUUUCUCCUGAAGGGCCCCUGAGCCUGAGCGAGGGGCCAUCCGUAGGCCCCGAGGGAGGGCCAGGAGGGGCCGGGGUUGGGGGGGGUAGCAGCACCUUCCCCAGGAUGUACCCUGGCCAGGGCCCCUUCGACACCUGUGAAGACUGUGUGGGCCCCCCACAGGGCAAGGGUGCCCCCCGCCUGCCUCCCACACUUCUGGACCAAUUUGAAAAGCAGUUGCCAGUUCAACAAGAUGGCUUCCACACGCUGCCAUACCAGCGAGGUCCAGCAGGGGCUGGGCCCGGGCCAGGGCCGGGGCCUGGCACUGCCCCUGAGGCCCGCAGCGAGAGUCCCAGCCGUAUCCGGCACCUGGUUCACUCUGUGCAGAAGCUGUUUGCCAAGUCCCACUCUCUGGAGGCUCCAGGGAAGCGGGACUAUAAUGGGCCCAAGGCUGAGGGAAGAGGUGGCUCCGGGGGAGACAGCUACCCUGGCCCGGGCUCUGGAGGCCCCCACACCUCCCACCACCACCAUCACCACCACCACCACCACCACCACCAGUCCCGGCAUGGCAAGAGGAGCAAGAGCAAGGACCGCAAGGGGGACGGACGGCACCAGGCCAAGGCCGCGGGCUGGUGGAGCUCCGAUGACAACUUGGACAGUGAUAGCGGCUUCCUGGCGGGUGCGCGGCCCCCUGGUGAGCCUGGUGGUCCCUUCUGCCUGGAGGCUCCGGAUGGGUCCUACCGGGACUUGAGCUUCAAGGGGCGCUCUGGUGGGUCGGAAGGCCGCUGUCUUGCCUGCACUGGCAUGUCCAUGUCACUGGAUGGACAAUCCGUCAAGCGAAGUGCCUGGCAUACCAUGAUGGUCAGCCAGGGCCGGGAUGGAUACCCAGGGGCCGGGCCAGGCAAGGGGCUCCUGGGUCCGGAGACCAAGGCCAAAGCCAGGACUUAUCACUAUCUGCAGGUGCCGCAAGAUGACUGGGGGGGUUACCCUACUGGGGGCAAGGACGGGGAGAUCCCCUGCCGCAGGAUGCGGAGCGGCAGCUACAUCAAAGCCAUGGGGGAUGAGGAGAGCGGAGACUCAGAUGGCAGCCCCAAGACAUCUCCCAAAGCUGUUGCCCGGCGCUUCACCACCCGUCGCUCCUCCAGCGUGGACCAGGCUCGGAUCAACUGCUGUGUCCCACCCCGGAUCCACCCCCGGAGCUCCAUCCCUGGCUACAGCCGUUCCCUCACCACCGGACAGCUCAGCGAGGAGCUGAACCAGCAGCUGGAGGCCGUGUGCGGGUCCGUGUUUGGGGAGCUUGAAUCCCAGGCGGUGGACGCCCUGGACCUGCCCGGCUGUUUCCGCAUGCGGAGCCACAGCUACCUCCGGGCCAUCCAGGCCGGCUGCUCUCAAGACGACGACUGCCUGCCCCUCCUUGCUGCCCCUGCCUCUGUCUCAGGGAGGCCCGGCUCCUCCUUCAACUUCAGAAAGGCCCCUCCCCCCAUCCCACCUGGAAGCCAGGCCCCGCCCCGCAUCUCCAUCACCGCCCAGAGCAGCACCGACUCCGCCCACGAGAGCUUCACCGCGGCGGAGGGCCCGGCCCGGCGCUGCAGCUCCGCCGACGGGCUGGACGGGCCCGCCAUGGGCGCGCGCACCCUGGAGUUGGCGCCGGUGCCACCCCGGGCCAGCCCCAAGCCCCCUACACUCAUCAUCAAGACCAUUCCAGGCAGGGAGGAGCUGCGGAGCCUGGCGCGGCAGCGGAAGUGGCGGCCGUCCAUCGGGGUGCAGGUGGAGACUAUCUCCGACUCGGACACGGAGAACAGGAGUCGAAGAGAGUUCCACUCCAUCGGUGUACAGGUGGAAGAAGACAAGAGGCGGGCGAGGUUCAAGCGCUCCAACAGUGUGACAGCCGGCGUCCAGGCAGACCUGGAGCUGGAGGGCCUGGCCGGCCUGGCCACAGUGGCCACAGAAGACAAGGCCCUGCAGUUCGGACGCUCCUUCCAGAGGCACGCCUCUGAGCCCCAGCCCGGGCCCCGGGCCCCCACCUACUCAGUCUUCCGCACGGUCCACACGCAGGGCCAGUGGGCCUACCGCGAGGGCUACCCACUGCCGUACGAGCCGCCGGCCACCGAUGGGUCACCCGGCCCUGCCGCUGCCCCUACCCCCGGCCCCGGGUCCGGCCGCCGUGACUCCUGGAUGGAGCGCGGCUCACGGAGCCUCCCCGACUCAGGCCGCACGUCCCCCUGCCCACGGGAUGGCGAGUGGUUCAUCAAGAUGCUGAGGGCGGAGGUGGAGAAGCUGGAGCACUGGUGCCAGCAGAUGGAGCGUGAGGCGGAGGACUAUGAGCUGCCGGAGGAGAUCCUGGAAAAAAUCCGCAGUGCUGUGGGCAGCACACAACUUCUCCUGUCCCAGAAGGUUCAGCAGUUCUUCCGGCUGUGUCAGCAAAGCAUGGACCCCACUGCGUUCCCCGUGCCCACCUUCCAGGACCUGGCGGGUUUCUGGGACCUCCUGCAGCUCUCUAUCGAGGAUGUGACCCUCAAGUUCCUGGAGUUACAGCAACUCAAGGCCAACAGCUGGAAACUCCUGGAGCCUAAGGAGGAGAAGAAGGUCCCUCCGCCGAUACCAAAGAAGCCCUCGCGGGGCCGGGGCGUGCCGGUGAAGGAGCGCUCCCUGGACUCGGUGGACCGGCAGCGGCAGGAAGCGCGCAAGCGGCUCCUGGCGGCCAAGCGUGCCGCCUCCUUCCGCCACAGCUCGGCCACCGAGAGCGCCGACAGCAUCGAGAUCUACAUCCCCGAGGCCCAGACCAGGCUGUGACCGGCCCGGCCCGCCCAGCCCGGGCCUGGGCCCGCGGUUUUCUACCCGUACUGUACACCCAGCGUCGAGGUCACUGUGAACGCGGGCCGCCCGUGCGCCCGCCCCGCCGGCACCGCACGCCCCGGCCCCUCCUGCCCGUCACGCUCUCGUGGGUUUUUUACCUUCCUGACCCCACGCGAAGGCGCCCGGGCUGGGCUGGGGGCCGUGCCUCUCCGCCCGGCGCCCCCACCGGGACCCCACCUCCCUCCUGGUCCGACGCUUCGUCCCCACCUCCUCCCCACGGGCACCAUCUCUGCCAUUACUUUCCCCCACGGGCCAGGCCGGGCCGGGUCCCCCAUCUGGGCUCUGCGUCCCCCCCACCCCGCGGGGCUGGGCUUCGUGGGGAAUCAAGCUUCGUGGCUUUUUAUGAAGAAUCCCGAACCCCGCCCAGGAGCCCGCCCCACCCUCCCAGGGGCUCCACCCCCAGCCCUCAGCCCACCGGGCCCAGGGACCACAGUGGCUGGACCAACCCAGGACCAGGGCGCCUGGGCCUCUCCCCUUUCCCAGCUAGCUGCUAGGGAGGGGAGAUGGGGGCUUCCCCUCACCACACCUGUGGCUGUUCCCACAUCCCCUUGAGUAUCCCAGGAAAAAUAAAACGGCAGAACUGCACUUGAACCAGCUGCUCUCUCCAGAAGAAGCCACCUCUGCCCGUGGGUGGGGGACCGGAGGUGGAGGGAGGGGAGGCCAGGAGCCCACGCGUUUGGUUUGGGGAGAGCUGGGUUGCCUGGGCCAGCUGGAGGAAAGGG
Camelus dromedarius (Arabian camel) is the source of this 4514-nucleotide messenger RNA. It is a transcript of the gene DLGAP3, whose product is annotated as DLG associated protein 3. The record is from RefSeq and is a predicted model, not a curated record. Gene Ontology annotation, biological process: signaling. The transcript is spliced from 13 exons. Lineage: Eukaryota; Metazoa; Chordata; Mammalia; Artiodactyla; Camelidae. Gene Ontology annotation, cellular component: glutamatergic synapse; postsynaptic specialization. Bases 790 to 3729 code for a protein of 979 amino acids. Gene Ontology annotation, molecular function: molecular adaptor activity.